AUGCUCUCCCGCCGCGCUCUCACUGUUCUCGCCCUCGUCUCCGUAACCGCUGUCAUAUUUCUCAUCUCCUCGAGGAGACUUGGCAGCGACUGGGCCAUCGAGGGUCCCAACUACCACCCCCUCAAGGGCCACAGCCCGCCGACUCCUUCGGGAAUCUCUCCCAGCGGCCGUCCUGAGACAACACCCGCCCCUCCGAGCUCUCAAGUCGAUCACCUCGCUCAACACAAUGUGUCGAAUCAAGACAUCCCCUACCGUCCCCGCGACCCCAUUUGCGACACCUUCCCCGACACGAGCAACAUCCUCGUCGUCAUGAAGACGGGCGCCACCGAAUCGUUCGAUAAGGUCCCUACCCAGCUCAUGACCGUGCUCAAGUGCCUACCCGAGUUCUUUAUCUUCUCCGACCUUGACCAGACCAUUGCAAACUACCACAUCCGCGACAGCCUUGAUCGUGUCCUUCCCGAGGCCAUGGAGGGCAACAAGGACUUCGACCUCUACCACCGCCAAAAGAGCUGCCAGGCAGACCAGCAGAGUUGCAACAAGCUUGCCGAGAGCAAGGACGAGGGCUGGAAUCUGGACAAGUACAAGAAUGUUCACAUCGCCGAAAAGACGUACAACUUGCGCCCCAACUACGACUGGUAUAUUUACAUCGACGCCGACACCUACGUCCUCUGGCAUACUCUCGUCCAAUGGCUCAAGAACCUGAACCCCAAGAACAAGCACUACCUGGGCAGCGUCACAAUGAUCCGCAACUUCGUUUUCGGUCACGGUGGCAGUGGCUAUAUUGUUUCCCACGCUGCCAUGCGCGACAUGAUCGCCGGCCAUAAGGAUGUCGGCAAUAAGUGGGAUGUCCGCGCCAGCAAGGAAUGCUGUGGCGAUUACAUUUUUGCGAUGGCCAUGAAGGAGAACGCCGAUGUCGACGUACAUAAUGUGUGGCCGACGAUCAACGGAGAGAAGCCCUUCACCCUCCCUUACGGCCCAACGCACUGGUGCCACCCCAUCGUGACGAUGCACCACAUGAACGCUGAGGAGAUCUCGUCCUUUUGGGAGUACGAGUCAAAGCGCUACGCCGACCCUAACCUCCCGCAGCCGCCUCCCGCCAUGCGCAUCAAGGACAUUUACAACGAGUUCUUCAAGCCCCGCAUGCAACCCCAGCGCGUCGACUGGGAUAAUCUCGCCGACGACCGUUUCUACCUUGACGCGACCGCCAAUAAGCACGAGGAGUGGCAGCUCGGCCGUGCCAAGACCGAAAACCUCACACCGGAAGAAAAGGAAGCUCAUCUGUCGUUUGACAAAUGCCGCAAGGCCUGCGAGGCUGACGAUGCUUGCUUCUCCUUCCGGUACAAGGACGGCCUCUGCAGCUUCUCCUGGGCAUGGAAGCUCGGCCACCCGGUCAAGCGCGCGUCCAAGGAUGAGGACCGCGUCAUGUCGGGCUGGGCCGUCGACAAGAUCAACGCCUGGAUCGAAAAACAGGGCGAGUGCGGCCCUGUAAAAUGGCCCGAUGUUUGA
This is a messenger RNA of Colletotrichum graminicola M1.001, 1506 nucleotides long. RefSeq lists its product as uncharacterized. Gene Ontology annotation, molecular function: glycosyltransferase activity. Bases 1 to 1506 code for a protein of 501 amino acids. The transcript is spliced from 2 exons. Lineage: Eukaryota; Fungi; Ascomycota; Sordariomycetes; Glomerellales; Glomerellaceae. Gene Ontology annotation, cellular component: membrane. The record is from RefSeq and is a predicted model, not a curated record.